This is a messenger RNA of Cherax quadricarinatus, 1355 nucleotides long. NCBI's taxonomy places the organism in Eukaryota, Metazoa, Arthropoda, Malacostraca, Decapoda, Parastacidae. The record is from RefSeq and is a predicted model, not a curated record.
GUACCUGGGCGUUAGUUGACUGUUGUGGGUUGCAUUCUGGAAGACAAGAUUGAAGACCACAAUGGAAAUACGACAGAUAGUCCUCGAUGACGGACCGACUUUCUUGGGUUAUCCUGGGUAGCGAAGUUUACGAGGUAAAAAUCCGAACAAAUCUUAUCUUGUCUUAACGACUACUACUAUUAAUGAAGCUCAGGCAACUUACCACCCACACCCUCACAUACACCCCAACGUACAUCAACACACUACACAUACACCUAUACCCACCCAUACACAUACCCCUACACUCACACCCACCCACGAGGGAGCCUAUAAUAAUAAUAAUUAUUAUUAUUAUUAUUAUUUCUACGAGUACAUGUACAAGGUAUACAGUCCUAGAUGACAUCAAUGACAUACUAUUAUAUAGAAAGACCCAUGUUGUGCAGAGCAUUUCGGAUAAAUUAGGUCAAUUUUGUCCCAGGAUGCGACCCACACCAGUCGCCUAACAUCCAGGUACCUAUUUUACUGCUAGGUGAACAUGGACACGUGUCUUAAGGAAAAUAGUCCUGUUUCCACCCGUAUCGUGGCUCGAACCACAGACGUCAAUGUGUGAGCUGAGUGCGUUAGCAAUCAAGCUACUGGCGCCUCCAACGCCCACUCACCGCCAAACUACAUCUACCAUUUCCUCUGACAGUUAUGAGAGGCUUUUGGAAAACGGAUUGAAAGGAUAUCGUUCCAUGAUACGGGAACGUUUAUCCUGGGCUAAGAAUCACAUUGAGUGGACUUCUGAACAAUGGGAUCAGGUGGUGUUCUCUGAUGAAUCAAUCAUUCGAGUGAUGGAUGACCGUGUGCUGACUGUAAGAAGGUGGUUAAGUGAGGAAUUUAUGCCUGAAUGUCUGAAGAAGACAGUCACAUUUCCUCAGAAAAUCAUGGUGUGGAGAGCCAUUUCCGUUCAUGGAACAAGUUUCGUUUGCACAUUUUUGAGGGUACUAUGAACCAGGUUAAGUAUAUAAAAGUACUACAACGCCAAUUACUGCCUCAGAUAAGAACAUAAGAACAAAAGAACAUAAGAAAGAAGGAACAGUGCAACAGGCCUACUGGCCUAUGCGAGGCGAGGUUGGCAUGGUGAUGGAUGUUGGACAUUCCAACAAGACUCAGCCCCAUGUUACACGGCAAAAUCAGUAAAGACAUGGUAUGCACAAAAUGGCGUUGAGCUGCUCCUAUUGGCUGGAUAUUCCUCCGAAAUAAACCCUAUUGAGAGUAUAUGGUCUGUAUUGAAGGAUGAAAUACACGAAGAUCCCAUUACGACCCAAGAGCAACUCACAGAACACUUAUGCAUGCUAGGGCUGGUCAAACCAAAUAUUAAUCAAUGUAAAAUA